Messenger RNA from Malaya genurostris, 8172 nucleotides. RefSeq lists its product as uncharacterized. The record is from RefSeq and is a predicted model, not a curated record. Lineage: Eukaryota; Metazoa; Arthropoda; Insecta; Diptera; Culicidae. The coding region runs from base 910 to 8058 and encodes 2382 amino acids. Gene Ontology annotation, molecular function: protein binding. Gene Ontology annotation, cellular component: cytoplasm. The transcript has 3 exons.
CAGACACAGAUUUUCAUUGCGCUUCGCACAACUUUUGAUCGCAUAUAAGAGCCACAGUAAAUAGAUCGCUCGUGUUGAAACACAGCUUUUAAGUUGGCAGCUCCGAUAACAACCUGUACCAUAGUGAAUCGUGAGCAGAGAUGCCAGAUCUGCAGAUUUGUCUGUAAUUCUGUCGUGCUGCAGACAUUUUUACAUUUUUUGUUGUGCAGACUUUUGAAAAUCUAGUUUUUCGCAGACAAAAUUUACAGAUUUUUUUUUGCUCGCCAAGUCAGUUGAGCGUAUCAUACUUUACAGAGAAAUAAAAACAUACUUACUAACUGCAGAUUUAUUUUUCGGAUAUACAGACUUUGGCAACCCUGUCUGAAUAUGUUUGAAAUUUUUACCUGUCAUCUCUAAUCGUGGGUGAACAGUUCGCUUUGGGAUUUUGUACGAAUGACACGAAAUUUAGAUCGCAAAUUGUUAAUUGAAGUGUGAACUUGUAUUUAAAGUAUUAGUUUUUUUUAAACCUACUUAGCUGUGCUGUGAUAAAUAACACGUUAUAGAUUGAAUGAAUCUAUUUUAUUAGCAAACGAUACAUGCACAAUUUUUUGUGCGAAAAAACCACAGAACAACGUGGAUACUUAAGUAGAGUGAUUUUAGCUUCAUACAAUUUCCAGUAAACAUAGGCAGCGUUUAUAUCCGAUGCUUAAGAUGCGCGAUUUGCUUAAUUUGAGAGAGAACUAAAACUAUUCUUUAUUCUGCAACGCUAGACGGAAGUUUUUCUUAAGGCGAAAGCAACCAGCACGGGACGAGUAAAAAUCGAAUCAUCGUGCCCUACUGCAAAUACGCACAAGCGUUGAAUCAUACCGAGCAGUUAGAGAGGAACUAAUUUGUUAUCAGUUGAUAACACAAAAGUAGAUAAUAAGUAAAAUGGAGGAGACUUAUAGAAAAAGUGGUACGGCCGGUAUCGAAGGAAGUCUGUACCAAAUCAAACUACUGACAUUGUUUUUAUAUCGAGGAAUAAAGCAAUGUUAUUCGUUUAGAUUGGCAACCGAGAUGGAAAAUGCAGGGAAGUUUGAUGAUAUAGUUUUUAAAUAUAGUAAUGCAAAGGAAACAGAAGAAAGUUUAUGCUUACAAGCUAAACAUCGAUUAGAUGAAUCGAAAAAAAUUUGCUAUGAAGAUUUACUAACCGAAAGCGCAGGAGAUUAUAGUUUAGUAAAGUACUUUUUCUCAUACCAGAAAACGAUAGAAAAAAAAUCAUUCGGUGUGAUCAAAGAGGUAAUUGUUUACACUAAUAUCGCCUUAGCCGAUGAUGUCAAACGCCAAGUUAAACCAGUAACGAGGAAAGAAAAUGAAAUUCUAAAUUUAGAAAGUAGCUCUAAAAGUAGUAAACAUUACAAAUUUCAUAAGGAUAUAAUUAGGGAAUUGAAACCGAAACUAGAGAACUAUAAAUUAGCCAAACUAGCUGUGGAGUUAAUAAAUCAUCUUUUAGACAAAAAACCUAUAACAAUUCAACACGGAAGUAUUUUUGCAGAUUAUGAGGCAAUUAUUGUAACAGAAGUGUUUGAUGUUAGAGAUGAAUACAUACAAUUUUAUGAUAAAUUUAUUAAUAAGACACAAGAUUUAGCGUCUAACACUAGAAGAUUUCAAGAGAUUUGCGAACAAGUAUUAAAGAAGAAUACAAAUAAGUUUAAAUAUGUUCUGAAAAAUGAAAUGAAAAAUUUCAACGUAUUUGAAAAGAAAAACAAAAGAACAAUGACAGAAGUGAAAAAAUUAAUCAAAUUGAGAGAACUUAUGCAGUAUUUUGAAAACAAAACAUUAGGUGCAGAUUUUGUAUUUAAUCUAAAAGAUCUCAAUGAAUUCACAAAAGCGAUGGAGGUAAAGUUCUCUUCUGUUGUCAAAAGAAACAGUGAUCCAAAUGUAGGCUGGCCACAGACAAUAGCCGAUGAUCAAAUAGAAAACUUCCUAGAUCAUUUAGUGUUUGCAGUUGAUCAACCGAACGAGGUUGAGCUUGGCAAUAUCAUUGAGAGUGAGGUGAGCAAAGAUAGCAAAUUUAAAGAUCUAACUAGUGAACUAGUUGCCGAUCACAUACAGCGGAAAAUGCUACAAUGGUUCAAAGAGAAAAUUGGUGACAAGGGUCGGUUUUUGACACCGGCGGAGGGACGGAUUUUUCUGGACGAAAUAACGCAAAAAAUUGAUAGUUUAAUAUCCAUUGGCUCCAGCAUAGAAUAUUGCGGGAGAUUGAAAGAAUAUAAUCUUGAGUUUAAACACAACAUUUCUGAUGAUUUGAAAAAUUUCCUGUUUGGAAAAAGUUCAGAUCAUAAAAUGCUGUAUUUUAUUACAUCACAAGACAGUUUUUUGAGCACGAUUAAACUUUACCAAGUAUUGGAAAAUGAAAAGUAUGAUAAUUUCCUUUUUGUAGAAUUAAGCUCACUUCUACGAUCAAGCAAGCAGCAAAAUUUAACGACUGUACUUCAUUCUUAUAGUCAUAGGCUGCUAGUUAUAGAAGGUAAUAUUGAUUUAAAAAAUACGCUGGAGUUAUAUGAUAAAUUAUCUGACAUAAUUAUUAAUUCAGUCAAAAAAGUUGUUUUAAUUACUAAACAAAAUGAUACAUUGAUGAAUAAAUUUGUAAAUGAUCCAAAGUUUAAGGGUAAGUUUGAAAGUGAGCAGGACACAACUAGCUUUACUGACCUUACUCAAAUAUCACAGAGCGAACUUUUGGAGAGAGAAGUAAUGUUUCAAGGCGAAGUUAUCAUGUUAAAUAGAUUAAUAGAUCAGAACGAUGAGAACGCAAAGCAACUCAUUGAUCUAGACACAUUGAUGAAGCUUGUUAAGAACGAAGUAAUAACCAUAGGAAAAUCACCACCACUUUUGAAAGAUUUGGAAGCAGCAUAUGCAAGAAUUAAUGAGGAAGUUCUAGUGGAGAAUUUAGUGAGAGAAUUAUCAAAAACCUCGGACCCGCCCAGUCUUUUUAUGAUCACCGGCAUUGAUCAGAACAACAUUGAAGCAGUACAAAAUGAAGUGCUAAGAAAAUUAAAGGUGGAAGAAGGAAAUAACGCAGCGCAGGCUGAUUACAUAAGACAACAAGUCGCUGCUGCUGAGACAAGAAUCAGUGUAACACUAGGUCGUAACAAAGAACAUCACAUACAAAGUUUUAAAUCCUUGUGUCAUAACAAUCCUGAGAAAAUAGUUUAUUGGAUAGAAGUGACAUCUCAGCGGGUUCACCUGCGACAAAUUUAUAAUCCUAAUUUUUAUCUUAGGAGAGAAUUUAAUUAUCAGGAAAAAAUCAUCAUUAAAGAUAGCAUAGAAAAUGAGUUGACUGAAGAUAAGCCUGGUAGUUUAUUCCUGUUCACUGGAUUAGAUAAGGAAGGUUUAUUAAAAAUAUUUAAAUUAAAAGACCAAGAGAAGGAGGAAAAACUAAAACGAAAUACAAUAACUCAAAAACAGAAUGGACAGGAAAAGUUUGAUGAAUUAGUAAAAAACGGAAAUGGUCCUGUUCAUUGGUUGCAUUUUGAAAAGAGCAACGAUACUAAUAAACGUUUCAUUUGGCGUAAAUCUCAUGGUUCGUUAGAUGUAUUACGUAAGCAUAUCGACAAAAAACCGGAUCCCUAUGAUGAAACUAAAUUUAUUGAAGCAAUCAAAGAUCAAGUAGUAAUUCUCGUUGAUGAGCCCGGUAUGGGUAAAACGACUACUUUAACUAGUUUAUCGGAGCAAAAAAUCGCAACAGACUGGGUAAUUCGAAUCGAUUUUAAGGACUGUCAGGAUAGAAUAGCAUUGUUGCCAACUAAACACGAACAACGGUUAUACGAUGUGGAUCAUGUUAUAAACUUUUUAUCCGCAAUCGAAAGUAGUGGUCUAAAUAGUCAGUUGACGAAGCGAUUAUUCAAAUAUCGUUUACAGAAACCGAAGCUGUCUGAUCAUCAACCAAUACUGCUACUGUUUGAUGGUUUUGACGAAAUCAUCAAUGACGAAUAUCAAGAAACAGUGAUUUUCUUGUUAAAAUUUCUGAAACAGCACACCUCUGCCUCAAUUUGGGUUUGUACAAGACCCUACAAAAUGCACGAAUUGGAAAAUGGUUUAUCAAUAUUUGCUACUACAUUUGAAGAGUUUAAGUCCGAGCAACAGAAACAGUUUCUCAACGUUUACUGGCAAGUCCAUUUGACAUUGAUGUCUAAUGAAAAUAGCGAACAGGACCUUCAAUCAAAGGUUGAACUUUAUGCCAAGGCGUUACUUGAAAAAGUUGCUGGCAUUUUUGGAGAAAACAUGUCUCGUUUUAUGGGUAUUCCGUUACAGUUACGUUUGUUGGCGGAGGGUUUCCAAAGGCAGGUCAUAACGUUUACCAAUGGUCAAGGGCAUUCAGUUCCAUCUUUUGAAGCUCUCAAUAUAGUAGAUAUUUAUAAAUAUUUUAUUGAAGCCAAAUAUGAUGUUUACUUUAAGGAAAAAACUCAUCUUGACAGUUAUUCUCCGUACAUAAGAAAUAAGCUUACGAAAUGCUUUAACAAGGAUCAUCAGUAUUUAGCUUUCAAGGUGUUGUUUCCUAACGUGGUCCAAACGGAUAUUGAACUAAUUUUUGGCCAACAUGAACUUCUGGCACCGGAAGCGGAGGACUGUCUGAAAUCAGUGGGAAUUAUUCAGUCCGUGGGGAAUGCGAAAAAUGUUUACUUUAUACAUAAAACUUUCGCUGAAUACUUUGCUGCAACUUUGUUUACUCGCAGUUUAGAGAAAAAAAUGUCCAACCCAUCAAAAUAUGAAUCGGUGAAAAGCUUUUUAUUCGGUGAAAUAUUUAAAGAUAGUAACGAAGUGGUUCGUAAUUUUAUUGAUCGUAUUUUGGCACAAAACUCUCCCAUUCAUGUGGCUACCUUGGACUGUAAUUUAUCUACAAUCAAUGAUUUGUUGUAUAAACAGUGCAUAGAUGUUACAGCUGUUGACAGAUUAGGAAGAACAGCCCUGCAUCUAGCAGUUCAGACAGGAAGUAUUCACAUCGUGAGGGUUUUAUUGGCAGCAGGUUCUAACGGUUUACGUUCGGACAUUUUCGGUAAAACAUCCCUUCAUUAUGCUAGUAGAUAUGGUCAUGCAGAAAUUAGUGAGUAUUUGCAAAGUUAUUAUACAGACAUUGACAUCAACGAUCAUAUUUUUAGGACACCGUUGCAAAUAGAUACGGUGGUAGGUAGUAGUGUUUUUAAUGAAGUGAAAUAUGCACAGUCUCAACUGGUAAACUUUGUUAAUAAGCAGGAUAACAAUGGCAAAACCUGUUUAUAUUAUGCUGCCGAACAGAAAAAUUGGAAUUUGGCUUGUAUUUUGUUGUUGAAUGGUGCUGAUAGUAAUGCACUAAACGGAGAAAAACAAAAGAAAUUACUGUUAUAUGCUUCUGCGCAGUCCCGUUCUGCCUAUGCAUAUCAAUUUCAUAAAUUAUGGCCAGUUGUUGGUUUAUUGUCACUCAAAGUUCCCGAUGCCGUUCUAGAUUAUGAUGAGGGUUACAGGUAUCCGAGGUUAUUAUCUUCCUUUUUCGUACAUGGGCACAUAAAGGUAGUGGAUGCAUUGUUGGGAGCCAUAGCAGAUGUAGAAAAAAGACUGAGAAUUCUUAACAAAGGAGAUAAUUCCUGUACACCUUUAGAUCACGUCAACAAUACUGUUGAACUUAGUGAUAGUGAUCAUUUACAGGCUAUAAAAUAUUUACUAGGACAUGGCGCAACAAAUACUAUGAAUAAUGUGAAUCAUAUUUAUUUAACUUUGCUAUCCGCGGCAUCACAAGGUCACAUCGAGACUUUUAAAUAUGUAGAAAAUCAAGGACAAAAGAAAGAUUUUAAUACGUAUAUUGGUAUAGCAACUGUAAAAAAUCGUUUUAAUAUUGUAAAAUAUUUAUGGGAAAACUGUCGUAAGUUUACUACGACGGAUUCUGGAAUUACUGCAUUACACUAUGCAGCAGAUCGAGGGAAUUUGAAAAUGAUCAAGUAUUUAUGUGAUCACGGGGCAAAUGUUAACACUGCUGCUAGUGAUGGUAGAACUCCUUUGCACUAUGCAGCGGAAGAAAAGAGACUAGACGUAAUCAAAUAUCUGGUAAGCAAAGGGGCACAGAUUAAUAUUGCUACUAAGCUAAACGGAAUGACUGUUUUGGACUAUGCUUUGAAACAAUGUAUAUUCUCUCCAAAUGUUGUAUCGUACCCAAAGGAUGAAAUGGGCUCUAUAAAAUAUCUUAUAACCGAAUGCCAUGCCAAUGUUGGAAGUCGUAGUGAUAUAAAUAUUGCUACAGCGAGAAAAAUUUUCCGAGCAACGUUUAGUACUGUGAAUAUUGCUAAUCAAGAUGGGGAAACUUUCUUGCAUACUGCAGUAACAUCAGGAGAGGCACUGUUUGUAAAAUUUCUGCUGAAACAAGGAGCUAAUGUUAAUGCUAAGAACAAUUACGGUAGAACACCAUUACAUUUGGCUGUUGAGCGGAAUUUCGGUCAUAUCGCAGAACUGCUAUUGCAAUACGGCGCUAUGUACGAUGCGACCGAUAAAAGUAGCAAAACACCUAUGGAUUUGUUAAAAUCACGUUUUGAUUUCUUCCUAUCGCGUCAAACUAUUGAUUUAUUGUCUCUGAUUGACAGCCUUUUCCGUAGUAAAAAUUUGAUGCAGGAUUUAGACGAUAAAUUGUUGAAUGAACGAAAUUUUGGAGGUCUGUGGCAUCCUGAUGUGUAUGAUCCAUUGAACCCUAUGAUUUUCAUUCUUAAUGCACGAAAUGCCCAAGGAAGUACUUUAUUACACGUCGGUGCAGACCUAAAUGAUUCGGAAGCAAUAAAAUGUUUAUUAAAAUUCAACCGGGAUUAUCUCACCGUAAGAGAUCAGAUGGCCCAUACAAAAGAUUAUCAUUCCAUGGAUUUGACGGUCAAAGAUUUUCGAGGAGAUACGCCAUUGCAUCGUGCAGCACAGCACGGUAGCAGUGAAAUAGUUGCGCUCCUGGUAAAAGAAGGGGCAGACUUCAGUGUUAAAAAUAAUAAAGGUGAUCUUCCUGAGCAUCUCGCACAGAAAAAUAAUCAUUAUAAUGUUGUUGAGGUGCUUCAAUCAACUAAAGAUUUAUUUGAUGCUAUAGAAAAAAAUAACAUACAAGUGGUUAGAAAUUGCAUCAGUAAAGGAGCAAAUAUUAAUGCUAUAGAUAAAAAUGGUAAAAGCCCAUUUCAGUCGGCUGCCAGAAAGAAUCAAGUAGAGAUUGUUAAUAUAUUAUUAAAAAACGAAGCUAUUUUUACAGCUGAAGGCAUACAAAAUGAAGCACCAAUAGAUUUUGAGGAGAAAAAAAGUAUUAAUCUACUUGAUGCAAUCGAUAAAGCUUUCAAUGGUGUACAGAGGAAUAAUUCCAAGUCGAUUAUUGAUUACUUACAGAGAGUAAAGCUUUGUAAUGUUGAUUACCUUAGCGUAAUAGUUAACACUCGUGAUAGUCAAGGUAAUACGCUUUUACACUAUGCUGCUCGAGAGGAUUAUUUUGAUUUGGUACAAUUCUUAUUACAAAACAAAGCAGCCUAUGACGUUAGAAAUACACAAAAUAAAACUCCUGCAAAUUUUGCUUUUCGUCAAGAUAUUAUUAAUUUACUUCAUUUCAUCGAUCGACUGUACUCUGAUCAAUGUAAUACCGUUGUAGUUCAUGAGAAUGUAAAACUUAUUUAUAGCUUUGAGGAGAUAGAACAAGAUCCUAAAACAUUGGGCAUUAUUACCAAUGCUCGUAACAAAGAUGGCCAAACAAUAUUACAUAAAAACUCGAACUAUUAUAGACUUAAGUUUUUGGUCAGGAAUGGAGCUGAGAUUGAUGCUGUGGAUAAAGAUGGCAAAACAGCACUACAUUUUGUUGCCCAGAAAGGUAAAUUAGAGCUAGCAAAGUGGUUGAUAGAGCAUGGGGCUCAGGCAAAUGCUACAGACAAUCGUGGUAACACUGUCCUUCAUGAAGCUGCCUCGUCUGGGCAGUUGGAUCUAAUUACAUGGUUGGUGGAAAAACAAUGCGUUAGUGUUGAUACUAAAAAUGAGCAUGGUCACACACCUACGUUUGUAGCCGGACAAAAUGGUCAUGGAAAUGUUGUUAGAUAUCUGAUAGAUUCCUCCACAAAGUGUUAAAGUCCAAGCAAUACAAUAAAUUGUUUUCACUAUCUAAAUAAGAAUUUUUUUGCGCAUAAAAAUUUGCACUGUCUUCAACGACUGAUCAUAAUAAAAAACUAUUUUUAUAUUAAA